UAGUGUAACGUCAAAAUGCAUGGGUAACAGAGUCACAGACUUAAAACACGUGUUGGAAAGGUUAUAAAACAUCAAAUCAAAGUCAACAUUUUGGCUAAGAAUUUUAUAAAAUCAUUUUGAUAAUAAUUGCGAAAAAACGGUAGUACUCGUGAAAGUUAAAUACAAGGUUCUUUGAAUAUCAAGAAAAUGUUUCAAAAAGAUAGUCCACCAAGAUCUAAUGAGUUUGAUGAUUUUGACGAAAAUGAUAUGGUUUAUGUGGAUGAAAUAGAUGAAGUAAUCGAUUUAGAAUCAGACUUGCAACAUGAUAGGAUGGAAGAGGAUGAAUUAGAAACCGAUGAUGCCGUUACGGUUUUCAAGCACCACAAAGAGUCAGUAAUUUGUGGAUCUUUAACAAAUGAUGGAAAGAUUGCAGUUACUGGUGGGCAAGAUGAUGUCGCUUAUAUCUGGAACACAGAAUCCGGAGAAAUAAUUUAUAAAUGCACCGGACACAAAGAUAGCAUCAUUUUUGCUGAAUUCAGUCCUGAUAAUUCUUACGUGGCAGCUGGAGAUCUGAGUGGCAUCAUUCAGGUUUGGAAAAUGCGAGAUAAAAGUCUCGUGUGGAGUUAUAAUAUGGGAGAUGCGUCGUGGAUGAAGUGGCAUAAUGUAGCAAAUAUUAUUUUUGCUGGUAGUGUAGAAGGUGAAAUUUAUAUGUGGAAAAUUCCAAGUGGUGAAUGUAAAGUAUUCCAGGGAUAUGGUCAUAAAACAGAAGCUGCCGCCAUUACAUCUGAUGGAAAAAAGUUAGUAACAGGAUACAAAGAUGGAACAAUUCGUGUAUUGGAUUUAAAAGAAGGUUCUGUACAAACAACGAUACCAGGAAACUCAGCACAUUCAGACGCCAUCACAAAUUUAGAGUGUCAAGCUGAUGGCAAGUUGAUUAUAUCUGCUGCAGUUGAUGGGAGGACAGUUCUCAGUACUACUCAAAAUGGAAAGAUUGUCAGUAUACUUCAAAACUUACAAGAAAAUAAGUCAGCGGAAACAAAUGAAGAUGAGGCAGAUUCAUCUCAAGAGAAUUGGCCUGAGUCAGUAGCGUUUUGUAGAAAUCUCGAGCUUCAUCUGGCGGCUUCAGGUACAAUCAAUGGAGAAUUAUUUAUUUGGGAUACUUCCAAACAAGUAAUCAGACAUAAAAUAACCCAAGAAAGAGGCAUCACGAAACUUGAAUGGAUAGCAAACACACCGUUUUUAUGUACCGUGGGUUUAGACGGUAUUGUGAGAUUUUAUGACGCUAGAACAAAAGAAUGUCUUAAAGAAUUAUGUGGACAUUCUGAUACUAUUUUAGAUUUACAUGUUUGCAGAAAUAAUACGAAAAUCUUAACAACAUCCGAAGAUUGUACCGCUAGAAUUUUUGAUGUCACCGACUUGCAAUUAAAAUAGGACAGCAUUAAGUAUGUCUAUAAAUAAUGAUUUUGAUAAUAAUUUAUAAAAAAUAGAUUAUUUUAUAGCAAAUUUGUUUUAUUUUUAAUAAUUAUUUUCAACCCUAUACUCGUUCGAUCAGAUUAUUAUUUUUAUAAAAAAUAUAUAUCACCUGGUAAUAGAUCAGAAAGAAUGAAUUUGAGAAAUUAUUGAUAAAAUGGGUGUCUUAUAAAUCUUUCCGAGAUUUUCCGAAUUUCGUAUUUAGAUUUCAACACAAAUUUAGUGUUGAAUAAAAAUAAAAAAAGGCCAUUCGGCAGCCGAAAUGGAAGUAGAUUUUGCAUUAUUUAUUUAAUUAUUUAAAUCCGUAAAGUAGGCGGUGGCGUUCAAAGGUUCAUCUAAAGCUUAUAACGUCAAUUAUAUUUAUGCUAGUUAAUUUAAAAAAAAAAACUUUAUGUAUACUUUAAUGUUGAGAUUUUAUAAGUGUUACAUGGCAGGAAUCACAAUUGGAACAGUUACAUGAAUUUAUUAAAAAGUGGAAGAACGAAUGCAACAGCUAAAUUUCAAUAAAUAAAUAGCUAAUUUUCGUUGAAUAUAAAAAAAUAGCACUGAA
This is a messenger RNA of Microplitis demolitor, 1999 nucleotides long. RefSeq names its product angio-associated migratory cell protein. Lineage: Eukaryota; Metazoa; Arthropoda; Insecta; Hymenoptera; Braconidae. The record is from RefSeq and is a predicted model, not a curated record. The transcript is spliced from 6 exons. Bases 187 to 1410 code for a protein of 407 amino acids. Gene Ontology annotation, molecular function: protein binding.